This is a messenger RNA of Colletotrichum lupini, 1905 nucleotides long. Its product is annotated as glycosyl hydrolase family 15. The record is from RefSeq and is a predicted model, not a curated record. Gene Ontology annotation, biological process: polysaccharide catabolic process. Bases 1 to 1905 code for a protein of 634 amino acids. Gene Ontology annotation, cellular component: fungal-type vacuole. The transcript has 6 exons. Gene Ontology annotation, molecular function: starch binding; glucan 1,4-alpha-glucosidase activity. Lineage: Eukaryota; Fungi; Ascomycota; Sordariomycetes; Glomerellales; Glomerellaceae.
AUGGUUUACCUGCAACAUGUCAUGUCAGGAAGCCUGGCACACAACACCACAGAGCGUCUUACACAGCCCAUCAUGAAGCUUCUCACUUCCGCUCUUCUGCUUGGGUCACUCGCCACCCAAACGAUCUUUGGCUAUCCCGGCGGCCAAUUUGUCAAGAGGGACGUCGACUCCUUCAUUGUCACUGAGACUCCCAUAGCCCUUGCGCAGCUGCUCUGCAACAUUGGCCCUAACGGUUGCCAUGCUCAGGGCGUCAGCUCUGGCAUCGUUAUUGCUUCUCCGGACAAGACCGACCCACCGUAUGCUGGUCUCGUCUUCAAGGCUGUGGUAGACAUAUUCACCAACAGCUACGAUGCAAACCUUCAGACCAAUAUUCAGAACUACAUCGCCUCUCAAGCUCGUCUCCAGGGAGUUUCGAACCCUUCCGGAGGCUUGGGUGAUGGUGCCGGCCUUGGCGAGCCCAAGUUCGAAAGAGAUGGUCCGGCGCUGCGAGCCAUUGCCAUUAUCGGUUACGCGAAAUGGCUCGUAUCAAACGGCUACUCGUCUACUGCCUCAUCCGUCUUGUGGCCGGUGAUCCGCAAUGAUUUGGCAUAUGUUGCUCAGUACUGGAACCAGACUGGUUUUGAUCUGUGGGAGGAGGUCCAGGGAAGCUCUUUCUUCACCGUCGCCAGCCAACAUCGCGCUCUUGUUGAGGGCAGCGCGUUGGCCCGGUCUCUUGGACAGUCUUGCGCUGCUUGUGAUGCCGUGGCUCCCCAAGUCCUGUGUUUCUUGGGCAGAUUCUGGAACCCUUCGGGCAACUUCAUGGUUGCAAACAUCAACGGAAACGGAAGAUCUGGCCGUGAUGCCAACGUCAUCCUCGCCUCCAUUCACAACUUCGACCCGGCCGCAGCCUGCGACGCGGCGACUUUCCAGCCUUGCAGUGACAAAGCCCUUGCCAGCCACAAGGUCGUCGUAGAUUCCUUCCGUUCCAUUUACGCAAUCAACAACGGUAUCGCCCAAUCCGCCGCCGUUGCAGUCGGCAGAUACCCCGAAGACAGCUACUACAACGGGAACCCAUGGUACCUCAACACCCUGGCCGCCGCCGAGCAGCUCUACGACGCCCUCUACGUCUGGAAGCAGCAAGGGUCCAUCACCGUCACCCAGACGUCACUGGCCUUCUUCCGAGACCGUGAUGGCUCCGUAGCACCCGGGACGUACGCCUCCGGGUCAUCAACCUACAACUCGCUCAUCAGCACCGUCAGCGCCUACGCGGACGGUUUCAUGAACGUUGUCGCGACCUACGCCCAGUCCAAUGGCUCGCUCGCCGAGCAGUUCUCUCGCAGCAACGGCCAGCCCCUUUCGGCAGACGAUCUUACCUGGUCUUACGCAGCCUUCCUCACAGCCGCCCAGCGCCGCGCCAAUGUCAUCCCCAAGGGCUGGGUCGGCUCUGCCACCUCGGUCCCGGGUACGUGCCAGGCUACCUCCAUCGCCGGCUCGUACUCCAGCGCCACGGCGACGUCGUUCCCUGCCAACCAGACUCCUGGUGGAGGAGGCGGAUCACCCACGGGAACUACCACGGGGGCUACGCCAACCGCAACGGGAUGCCCUAUUGCCAGCUCCGUGCUCGUUACUUUCAACGCCCGGGUCGUGACGCAGUUUGGCCAGACGAUCAAGUUGGUGGGUAGCACCGCCGCCCUCGGAAGCUGGAACCCGAGCAAUGCCAUCGCUUUGAGUGCUUCGGGAUACACUUCGGCCAACCCCAUCUGGACUGUGACCAUUGAGUUGCCGGCUGGUACGACGUUCCAGUACAAGUACAUCAAUGUUGCCAGCGGUGGUGCCGUCACUUGGGAGAGUGACCCCAACCGCAGCUACACAGUCCCGUCAACCUGCUCGUCGACGGCUACGAAGUCUGACACCUGGCAAGGAUAG